This is a messenger RNA of Lactuca sativa (garden lettuce), 1582 nucleotides long. RefSeq names its product F-box/kelch-repeat protein At3g06240. The record is from RefSeq and is a predicted model, not a curated record. Gene Ontology annotation, molecular function: protein binding. NCBI's taxonomy places the organism in Eukaryota, Viridiplantae, Streptophyta, Magnoliopsida, Asterales, Asteraceae.
AUGAAAAGACACAAACAUGGAGAUGAGAGGGAUAACUUCCAUGCUUCCGUUGUCAGUUCAAGGGUUCUUGAAGAAGAGAUUGCUCAAGAUUCUAAGUUUAUUAGUAAUAAUGGGACAUGCCUUCCAAAUCCAACCACAUCGACAGCUUCACCACAACAACCGGCGACUAUGGAGAACCUCCCACAUGAGCUUUUAUCAAAUAUAUUUAUCCGUUUAUUUGCCAAACAACUUGCUCAAAUGAGAUCUGUCUCCAAAUCAUGGAAUGCUUUUCUGUCUCAUCCCUCUUUUGUAAAAUCCCACCUCCAUCAUUCCAUCCAUAACAACGAUCAAAUUCUAUUGAUCUUCCAAGAUGAAGAAUUUUAUUCCGACACCAAACCAUUCACAGCAAUACCGAGUCGAUCUCCCCGUCUUGAGCUCACUAAUUUCAUCAAAUUCCCGGUUAAACCCCAAUCUGGACAUACAGAUGGCAUCAGGGUUAUUGGUUCUGUUAACGGCUUAAUAUGCUCUUCUUACGAUAAUCAUUCUGUGAUUCACAUUUGGAACCCUUCUCUCUCCGCCUUGUUAACUCUCCCACCAUACUCCACGCCCUGUCAUGGUUACAAUUCGUUCAAAAUCCAUUUCCGGUUUGGGUUUGAUCCCAAAACAAAUGAUUAUAAAGUUGUCAAGCUCACAGGCAUUAACGGACCAUAUGAAAAUGUGGUUACAUGGUGGCUGCAAGUUGAGAUUUAUAGUAUGAGAAAAGGUUCCUGGAAGUUGAUCACUGAAAUGUUUCCCUCUCACAUCGCAAUCCUUAUCAAUCGCGAUGAUGUUUGUGCUGAUGGCCAUCACGGGCAUCUUCAUUGGCUUGGUUGUACGGAUGGGAAGGAAGAUACAAAAACGAUAGUGGGAUUUGAUUUGGGUUCAGAGACAUUCCGUGAGAUACCUCUUCCAGAUUCUACACUAGAUCACAAUCGCUCAAAUGUAGUAGGAAUUUUGGCCGGAAAACUCUGUGUGAUGUCAUAUAUUGAGGAUGUUGCAUAUGCGGUGUGGGUGAUGGAUGAGUAUGGGGUGGCUGAAUCAUGGGUCAAACACCAUGUCUUUUCACACUUUAUUGGUUAUACCUAUCCAUUUGGAUUCACAUCACACAGAGAGUUUCUUACUGAAGGUGAUAGUUAUCUUGUCUUAUUAGAUCCAUCGACAAACGAGCAGAAAUAAUUGGAGGAUCAUUGUCCAGAAGACCAUGGUGUAGAUAAAAUCGUGGAGUAUGUCGACAGUCUUGUUUGGGUAUCACCUACUGAGCAUGAGAUGGCAGGUGGUGUUGGACAAAAUCUAAAUGGAGAGAUGUAAAAUAUGAUGCAAUUCAUGUUUCUUAAUUACGUUUAUGUAAAGUAUCUAUUUUAGUUGCAUUGCAUCUACGUUCUCUCUUGCUGUUGUGGUUCAAUUUGAUAUUCUUAGGCAGACCCUUUUUAGCUUGUUUAACAUUUGGACAUGUUGGUUCUAAUUCGGCAUAUGUCUAAGUCUAACCUUAUUGCUAUUCAAGGAGUUUUCUAGCAAGAAACUAAUUUGAUGUCUUUGAUGAGACUAAUGUAUAGCCAUCGAUCUU